Molecule: messenger RNA, 168 nt
Organism: Poecile atricapillus (Black-capped chickadee)
Lineage: Eukaryota; Metazoa; Chordata; Aves; Passeriformes; Paridae
Source: the annotation of a RefSeq genome assembly
AUGCCCCAACUAAACCCUAACCCCUGAUUUUUUAUCAUGCUAGCCUCGUGACUUACCUUCUCCCUGAUUAUCCAGCCUAAACUCCUAUCAUUCGUAUCUACCAACCCACCCUCCAACAAAACCCCCUCAACCGCACCCACCACUCCCUGAACCUGACCAUGAACCUAA